UUAAUAAUAUACUAUGCAAUAUUUUCAGGCUUCAUGUCUAUUUUGGCUUUCUGGCGCCGAUAUCGUAUUGUAGUAAUCUUCCCGACAUUGGCAAUCAGUUCCAUCGUCGCAGAUUACGCCUAUACACGCAAGUGGAAGCAACAACAACGCUUAGCUAACGUUUCGCAAGUUCAGUAGAGGACAAUAUGUUCGGACUAACUCGACAGUACUUCCUGGCAGCUAUCCCAUUGGCCGGAUAUGGUUUUGGGUGGUUUUUAG
Molecule: messenger RNA, 258 nt
Organism: Ochlerotatus camptorhynchus
Lineage: Eukaryota; Metazoa; Arthropoda; Insecta; Diptera; Culicidae
Exons: 1
Source: RefSeq, a predicted model, not a curated record